Messenger RNA from Entrophospora sp. SA101, 238 nucleotides. The record is from the annotation of a GenBank genome assembly. NCBI's taxonomy places the organism in Eukaryota, Fungi, Glomeromycota, Glomeromycetes, Entrophosporales, Entrophosporaceae.
AUGGCACCAAUACAUACCUUAAUUAGUGGAUCUACUGUUGCCGAAAAUUUUCAAGGGCGUGGAUAUAAAUUAGAUAGCACUAGAGAACGUGAGCUUGAAUCUGAACGUAAUGAGUUACUCAUUAAAACCGAAUUUUUUGCUAAUAAAUGUUCUGAUUUUAGAAAUGCCAAAGUGCUUGCAGAAACACGAUCAGAUGAACUUGCAAAAGAGUUGAAAUCAAAAAAUGAAAAAAUUUUAC